This is a messenger RNA of Spodoptera littoralis (African cotton leafworm), 1923 nucleotides long. NCBI's taxonomy places the organism in Eukaryota, Metazoa, Arthropoda, Insecta, Lepidoptera, Noctuidae. The record is from the annotation of a GenBank genome assembly.
AUGAGUUUGGAACAAAGAAAUAAAAAGGUUACGGACGUGUACGAAAAGUAUAAAAUUGCAGAAUGGGGCAAUGGACCUAGAAGAACGUGUGCACAAGUAGCGACAAAUGUGGUCGAACAGAAGCAUCAGGUGUCUAGAGCCAAGAGAAGUCGAGCUCUUGGAAGCAGGGCCUUCAGAGGCAGCACAGUAUGGUUCACAGGCCUCAGUGGUGCUGGAAAGACUAGCAUAGCCUUCGCUCUUGAAGCUUACCUGGUGUCUAAAGGUAUUCCGGCUUACGGUUUAGAUGGAGACAACAUCAGGACAGGUUUGAAUAAGAAUCUGGGCUUCACCAAAGAGGAUCGUGAGGAAAACAUCAGACGAGUGGCUGAGGUCGCCAAACUCUUUGCUGACAGCGGAGUAGUUUGUCUCUGCAGUUUUGUCUCACCUUUUGCCGAGGAUCGUGAAGUAGCUCGCCGCAUCCAUGUGGACUCCGACCUGCCGUUCUUUGAGGUUUUCAUCGACACUCCUUUGGAAGUGUGCGAACAGAGAGACACCAAGGGUCUCUACAAGAAGGCUCGAGAAGGAUCUAUUAAGGGCUUCACCGGCAUCACACAAGAGUAUGAACGUCCCGAGGCCCCGGAACUCAUCGUCCAGACAGUUGGGAACUCCAUCGAAGAGUCCACUAUGCAUGUCAUACGCCUGCUUGAAUCACAGGGCAUAAUCCCCUGUUUCGAAGACAGUCGCAAGAGGGUAGAGGAGCUGUUUAUCUACGGCAACAGACUUACUAGUGCUAUCGAAGAAGCUGCUAGACUGCCAAACAUCGAACUUAAUACACUCGACCUGCAGUGGGUACAGGUGCUGUCUGAAGGAUGGGCGUAUCCUCUGAAAGGUUUCAUGAGGGAACAUGAAUAUUUACAAGCUUUACAUUCCAACUGCCUAACUCUGGCUGACGGCUCAAUAGUCAACCAAUCAGUGCCAGUAGUUCUACCAGUCGACACUGAAGCCAAAGACCGUCUGACUGGUGCCAACGCCAUCGCCCUCACUUACAAUGGGAAGGCCGUGGCCGUACUCCGGUCUCCUGAGUUCUAUCCACACAGGAGAGAGGAGAGAUGCUCCCGACAGUUCGGUAUUUAUCAUACUGAACACCCUUAUAUCAAGAUGAUCAAGGAAGCCGGAGAUUGGUUGGUGGGCGGCAACCUGGAGGUGUUUGAGCGUAUUCGCUGGGACGAUGGUCUGGACUCCUACCGGCUAACGCCCAACGAACUGAGACAGAAGUUCAAGGAACUUGAAGCAGAUGCUGUAUUCGCUUUCCAACUACGUAACCCCAUCCACAACGGCCACGCGCUACUGAUGCAAGACACGCAGCGUCAGCUAGUGGAGCGCGGCUUCCAGAAACCUGUGCUGCUAUUGCAUCCUCUAGGUGGGUGGACAAAGGACGACGAUGUUCCUCUAGACGUGAGGAUCAACCAGCACAAGGCCGUGCUCAACGAGGGAGUACUGGACCCGCAGGCUACUGUACUCGCCAUCUUCCCAUCACCCAUGAUGUAUGCUGGACCCACUGAGGUCCAAUGGCACGCGAAGUGCCGUAUGAACGCGGGCGCCAACCACUACAUCGUGGGCCGCGACCCGGCCGGCCUGCCGCACCCGGCCGGCGGCGGGGACCUGUACGACCCGCGCCACGGGGCCAUGGUGCUCAAGAUGGCGCCCGGACUUAAUGAACUUGAGAUCAUUCCAUUCCGCGUGGCUGCGUACGACACGUCUGUCGGCAAGAUGGCGUUCUUCGACCCCACUCGCAAGGAAGAUUUCGACUUCAUUUCCGGAACUAGGAUGCGAGGUCUUGCUAAAUCCGGCAAGGAGCCGCCAAAGGGCUUCAUGGCACCCACAGCAUGGAAAGUGCUCUCCGAAUACUACCAAUCACUGAAAUCCAAGAUGGACACCAACUAA